GUCAAUAAACGAAAGUGAACGAAAGGUAAACAAAACUCGUGAUCAACACUAAAAAAAGUGUAAUUUAAACCGUGAUUUAAACUAUUUGGGAAAAAAUGAUUGUUCGAAAAAAUAUCCUGCCUCGAACCGCAAGUGACAUUUUAUCAGUGGGAUUUAUCCUGACAGCAAUUCCUCUCCUAUACUGGUUUGAACUCUGGGUCGUGCUGCCGGACUUGUACGAAUUCGGGUCGCUUUCCUACUUUUUCCACUUCUUUUUAGGAAACUUUAUAAUCCUGAACAUAGUCGGUAAUUUCACAUAUACAGUGUUGUGCGAUACAAGUACGCGAGAUAUAAUAGUGCGUUCAAGUGAAGCAGAAACGAAGAACGGUUGGAGGUUAUGUUCCUCUUGCGAGUCAUUAGCACCUCCCCGAUCCUGGCACUGCAAUACGUGCAACACCUGCAUCCUGAAACGAGAUCACCACUGUAUUUUCACCGGAUGUUGUGUUGGCCACAAAAAUCAUCGCCAUUUCCUCAUGUUCCUGUUUUAUCUCUUCGUUGGAACCGCCUACGCUUUCUUCUUCAACAACUUCUUCAUCUGGGGCAGGAUCCACUUUGAAUUCCCCAUGUCGAUUUUGAAGAUCGUCUUUCCCCUCGCGAUAUUUGUCUUUGGAUUUGACGGAUCGAUCGAACAAUUCUACUUGCUUCUCUACAUUGUCACAGUGAUUGGAAUGCUCUUCACGGGAGCGCUUUGCGCUUAUCAUUUUCAUCUAGUUUACAUCGGCUGUGUCGCGAACGAAAAGGAAAAAAAUAAGUUUAUUUAUGAUCUGGGAUGGAAGCAGAAUAUUGUGGAAGUUUUUGGGGACCGAUGGUACGUCGCCUGGUUGCUGCCUUAUAUUAAUUCCAGUUUGCCACAUGAUGGCAUCGCUUGGGACACUCCAGGUUCCUGGCAAGAAAACAGCAACAAAACGAAGUAGUCUACGGAAAUUUGAACUCAAGUGCAAUUUCUGAGACAAGCUCUGCCUUAAAGUACUUGUCUUCAGUCCAAAGUUAGAAGAAAUCAUAGAGAAUUUUUUAAUUUAUGUUUAAUGAAGGCCACGAGGCUAAAUACUAAACAAAUCUUCUUGUUUGUACAUAAUAGUCACAUUAAAAAGUGCGAUGAAAAUCGAAUUGCGAGGUAACAAAGUGAUCUAACAAUUGUCUCAUAACCAGGAAAUGAAGCUGAAAAUAUCGACAGGAAACAAGUAGUUUUGAGAAAAAGAAAAUCAUUUAUGAUAUGGCUAUCAGUAGUACGUUCUCUGAUUACCAGGUCAUUCAUAUAAAUUGUCAUGGUUCCUUUAUGUAUUUUUGUUAUCAUAAUUUCAUAACAUUUUUGUCAAUUUUUCAGUUUUUUCGCCUUAAAAAUAUUAAUUUUUCAUUGCUGCGAUUCAAGUGGUUCAGUUCUGAUUUUUCAUUUCAAAAAAUACAUGAGAAGCACAUUUAAUGCUUUUAGUUUUAUAGAAAGUUACAGUAUUACAUUUUUUUUCUUUGACAUACCAUUUUUAUUAUAAAUUACUCAACGCCUUUAGCUAAAUAUUAUAAUAACAAUAUUCAACUGAAAGUUAAGAAAUUUUUGAGAAAUGCAAAUCUAACUUUUCACAAAGUUUAACAUUUGUGCUUUUUUGAAAAUUAAUAUUAUACAGACUUACAGGGUGGCCCCUGGAUCGGGAAAUGACCGGGAAUUUUUUGAGGACGGGAAAUUACAGUUUAUUUUUUGACCAGGAAUUUUAUAAAUUUUUCAAAGAAAAAGCU
Messenger RNA from Belonocnema kinseyi, 1767 nucleotides. Its product is annotated as probable palmitoyltransferase ZDHHC24. NCBI's taxonomy places the organism in Eukaryota, Metazoa, Arthropoda, Insecta, Hymenoptera, Cynipidae. The record is from RefSeq and is a predicted model, not a curated record. Gene Ontology annotation, molecular function: palmitoyltransferase activity. The coding region runs from base 96 to 953 and encodes 285 amino acids. The transcript has a single exon.